GUUGCUGGAGUCUGCGCGCGAGUGGUGCGUCACCUUUAAGACGCCUGCGACAUUUUUUCUCCUCCAGCUUCCCCGCAAACCGUCGGGCGAAAGAACCGCGGACUCGCUGCAAAUGUCUACCGCAGUAAACGCUCACCUGCCGACCGAAGGACGCCGGACUGUGGACUUGCUUUGAAGUUGAUGAGUUAAAAUUUAAUAUUUUAAGUCGGCCGACCGUAGCGGCAGUGGGGGCGAGAGAGGAGGACGACCCGGGCUGCAGCCUCGCGUGGAGGAGGGGACGGAGCGCGAGAGGGGUGUAUACUCAAAAUGCUUUCCCUUUAAAACAGGGGGACACGACGGUGGGGAGAGAUAGAGGGGGAGAGAAGAGAUAAAAAAAGAAAAGGAAGAAAGACAGCAAGGGUGGGAGGGAGAGCGGGAGAGGGAUUUAGAAAAAAAGAAAGAUGCCAUUCUCUCGAUUGAAAAACCGGGGCGGAGCAAACGACUACAGCCGAUCCAGGGCGCGCUAGCCACGGAUCCGAUUCGACGCCACAUCGGGGCUUCGAGAGAUGCGACUGGGGCCUGGCAGGAGAGCCAAUAAAUAAUUGCAUCCCCACGAAUUAAGUCCAAGAUGCUCAAUUAAACGUCUUAUUACACGUGUGCUUUUUAUAUGCAAGUAUUACUGAAUUGCAUGACUGUUUCCAAACCCGUUAGCCUGUUCCAGUGGGGUUGCUGAAAUUAGAUGUGUAUCAUAAUUAAAUGGAUCCCCUUGCGUUUCGUAUUCACUGUCAAAUGCAUGAUUGACAGAGGGUCACAAACGACAGUCGUGUUUUUGGUUAUUUGGGUAUGAGUUUGGUAUUGUUUGGCGAUCACAGGCUUUCUAAGACAUAAUUAACACUGGAGGCUGAUUGGCGCGCGGCCUUGAUGUGAAAUCAGUUCGCGCGUGUCCUCAGUAAACAGAAACGCGGAGUGUGUCUUUCACCCCGAGCACCGCGCGCACAGCCGCAUCUCUCUCUAAUUGACUCGUUCCCCUUUGAACUGAACAUCACGGAACUUGCCCUGUGCCAACCGGAGCUCCUGUGACUCCCACGCCCCCGAUUGCCUCGAGGGCCACGCGCUGGCCGGUUUACGCCACCUGAGGAACGAAUCUCAGCAUGGACGCCACGUGGAGUAAUUUCCUGUUCCAGACCCCGCCCCCCCAGGCCCCAACCGAUGGAACCAUCCAAUCAGAUCUGCUGCCGGAGCUCACGGGCUCCGCACACAGCCCCCCUCUGGAGCACGUGGAGGAAACCCCGCCCUCCACGGUGGACACCGCCGCUCUGAGUGAGGACCCUGCGCCUGUGAAGCCGCUGGUGUCACGCUCCUCCUCCGGACUACACAUCUGCUCCAUCUGCAGCAAAACGUUCAGAAACGGCUACAACCUGCGGCGGCACCAGGCCGUGCACACAGGCGUCCGCAUGAAGGACCGAGCCGCCCGCGGAAUGACCGGGGUCAAGGGUCAAGUCCCGCUGUCCCUGCUGCAGCUAAGCCCCGCCCCCCAGCCCCCCCUCGCAGACACGCAGGCCGAGACGUCAGCCGGCACCAUGACGACCGCCACCAUGGUGACCACGCAGACUCUGACCACAGCUGUGGUUGUUGCUGGGACGAUGGUCCAGGUAUCCCACGGUGCCGUGCGUAAGAACCACGCGUGCGAGGCGUGCGGCAAGGCCUUCCGUGACGUCUACCACCUGAACCGCCACCGUCUGUCCCACUCGGACGAGAAGCCCUUCAGCUGCCCCAUCUGUCAGCAGCGCUUCAAGCGCAAGGACCGCAUGAGCCACCACGUGCGCUCGCACCAGGGCGGCGUCGAGAAGCCCUACGUGUGCCCACACUGUGCCAAGGGCUUCUCCAGGCCAGAUCACCUGAACAGCCACGUCAGGCAGGUGCACUCCACAGAACGACCCUUCAAAUGCCCGACUUGCCAAUCAGCCUUCGCCACUAAGGACCGCCUCCGCGCUCAUCUGAUUCGUCACGAGGACAAGGUUCCGUGUCAUGUGUGUGGCAAGCUGCUCUCACCUGCUUACAUCACCGAUCACAUGAGAGUCCACAACCAAUCACAGCAUCACGUCUGCCACCUGUGCAACCGCAGCUUCACCACGCUGACGUACCUGCGUGUGCACGCUCAGAAGCACCACGGGGGGGAGUGGAAGGAGGGUGGGGGGGGGCGGGGGGUGGGUGGAGUCCUGCUGUGUCAGCUCUGUGGAGUUCGCUGCAAGACCCCCACCCAGCUGCAGGGCCACAUGGGCACCCACACACACGCUGACACACACACACACAUGGGCAGCCACGCAGACACACAAACACACACCGACACACACACACACACGGCCACCCACGAAGACCCACACACACACACACACAUGGGUGCCCAUGCUGCCCAUGACCCCGCCCGUGACCCCUCCCAUUCCACACAAAGCCCCACCCACACCAUGUCCAGCGAUGCCCCGACCACGCCCACCAGCACCAGCAUCACCGUUACCGCCGGCAACACCAGCGUCAGUCUGCUCGUCACGGACUGUUCCAGCAUCACACACACCCCGCAGAGCUAACACACACACACACACACCCCGCAGAGCUAACACACACACACACACCCCGCAGAGCUAACAC
Molecule: messenger RNA, 2625 nt
Organism: Alosa sapidissima (American shad)
Lineage: Eukaryota; Metazoa; Chordata; Actinopteri; Clupeiformes; Clupeidae
Gene: maza
Product: myc-associated zinc finger protein
Biological process (GO): regulation of transcription by RNA polymerase II
Cellular component (GO): nucleus
Molecular function (GO): RNA polymerase II transcription regulatory region sequence-specific DNA binding; DNA-binding transcription factor activity, RNA polymerase II-specific
Source: RefSeq, a predicted model, not a curated record